AUGUAUUGCGAGCUAAUCAGAGUGAAGUUAUCAUCGAAGCCGACGAGGUCUGGGGAGCUCUCCGGGGACUCGAAACCUUUUCUCAAUUAUUCUACUACAACGGUACAAGGCAAUAUUUCCAGUCGGCGUACGUUAAGGAUUCGCCAAGAUUCCCGCAUCGUGGCCUACUCCUCGAUACCUCACGCCAUUACUUUUCCC
Messenger RNA from Mesorhabditis spiculigera, 198 nucleotides. The record is from the annotation of a GenBank genome assembly. Lineage: Eukaryota; Metazoa; Nematoda; Chromadorea; Rhabditida; Rhabditidae.